CCGCCAAUACCCGCCACAUUAUUUGACAUUGACCUUGAGCAGCUGAUCAACAUUCAACAUGGCUGGCUGUAUAAAGGUAGGAGUUUAUAUCCCUGUAUAUUUUAUUUCUAUCCUGUUAGUUACAAAAUUUGGUAGAUAUUUUGCUUUUGUUUGAUAUGUAGGCAAUUGUGUUAUAUGAUUCAGCUAUGUAUCUUGAAAUACUAUAGAUAUAAUGCCUGAUUCUGUUAUCAUGAAACAGAGACGUCGGUGCACCGUGCAUGCUAGUUCAGCUCUGCAGCCUCUGCUAUGGUGUGAUAUAACUUGAACUGUCUGUGCCAGUGUAGGUAGUGCCAGUAAUAUUAACAUACUUUCGUUGGUAGGGAUGCAACUACCUGGAAAAUCCAGACGAAGUGCGCUUCGCUUGAAACGUCGAAAUUCUUCUUAUAUUUUCAGGUAGCGCUACAGUACCAUCCCUACCAACGAAAUUAAGCUUGUUAAUAUGGUAUGAUAUGUCCUCAAUAUGUAUCACAGUAUCAUGAUAUAUAUUAAAUGGUCCACUCAACUAUUGUAGGCAAUUGUGUUAUAUGUUAUAUAAUUCAGCUAUGUGUUUUUAAAUACUAUAGAUAUAUAAAUGCUAGAUUCUGCAUGUUAUCAUGAUCAUGUGAUAUGUCUUAAUAAUAUGUAUCACACAUGCACUCAUGCAACUAUUGUGCGUGCAUGUGAUUGUGGUUUGUUAGAGAUUUAUAUAUUUUCCUAUCACUAUAUUUUAUUAAAUUUAUUUUGGUUAACCACAACCAAACCUCAAUCUAAUAUACCAUUAUACCAAAUCCAUGCAGUGUUACUGUGUUAAUAGUUUUAAUAAUAUUAGAUUACAUAAUUUAUAUUGAUAUUUUUGGUCAUUGCAUGCAUAUAUUCCCCUAAUACUUGUGGGUACAGUAGGUUUGUUGUGUUGGGCCAAGUUGAUUGAUUUAGCAGCUGUGCUGUUUCCAAUUAAUAUUUAUAGACCUCAGUCACAACAGGAACCAAUGGUAUUGGACUGUAUCUUAUUAUUAAAGUCAUCAAAUUUGUACCGUCAUUGACUUGACAACCCUGUAAUGAAACAAGAUAUUUCCUGAACAUUACACCAGUAGACUGACACCAUCAAUUCUUGUUCAGGCAUGAAAUAUUUGCAAACCCAAACACAAGAUUAAGUUCCUAGUGCACUUUGCUAGGUUUAGAUUUGACAUAAUCAUUGGGUCAUUCCAAAAAAUAUAUAAACUUCUCAGUUCAUACCUUCCCCCAACAAAUGUUAUAGUACAUUUUACUAUGAGGUGAAUUACUAUUCCUCCCAUGCAGAUGGCAGAGAUUUCCUGUGCAGGUAGAGUUUGGAUCUUGGUGUAAAAUACCCUUUCUGAAAGUGUUACCUUGCACAUUUGUCACCAUUGCAGGCAUGUGUAUAUCUACUGUAAUUAUGUUUCUUAAGUGCUUAGGAUACUGUGGGAAUAUAAGGGUUACAAUUCUUUAAUUUCUUUAAACUAUGUUUACAUGCUGCAAUUUGUUGUGUACGAUUUGUAUUCUGGCAUGUGUAAUCAAAUAAGCAAGCUGUAAUGUGGAUGCAUUUCAAAUUUUCCAUGAACUAAAUGAAGGGGAAUUGUUGCAUCAGCAGUAAUUUUCAUACACCACAAUACAAAUCGUACAAAACAAAUCAAAGUGUAUAAACGUAUACCUUCAGACUUGCAACAACUCCACCUUGGAGUUUUCCCUAGCUAUUAAUUAAUUAAUAGCAAGUGAGUAAAUUUGAGGGUUAGCAGGCAUCAUUUCAAAAGGACUUUGCAAAAGUCAAUAAUGUCCAAUAAUUAUUAUCAUAGCUAUUAUCCUAGUUGCAUGACUAUUUUAAUGUCUAUGUACACAGGCAAAUGGGUCUAAGGCCUGUUUUAUACGUCAAUUUUGGUCACGUCGAAUGCAUUAUUAAUGAAAUUCGACGUAUAAAAAAAGGCCUAAGGUCUAAACUACAGUAAUUUUAUUAAUUUAUACCUAAUUAUAUUUAUUCCUACAGUUAGCUAUACCAGUGUUAACUAGGAUUUUACAUUCAUUGAGUCAAGUGUUGGUUGGUCGAGACAGUAUGCCCCAGAACGUUUGUCAGGCUUAGAAAUGCUAUUUCCUGCAUUCUGACAACAGUUUUAAGACAAAAAUCUAAUAAACAGUGACACAAUGACUCUAAUUCUAUGGUUAGUUUAUCUCACAAUUGUAGUCCAAUCUUAAGAAUUACAAAUAUUCUUGGUCCAACAUGUUCAGGUGCAUGCUAUAAAAGGUGUUUGUGGUAAUAUCCUUCUAUGCCUUUGAGGCAAUAUUAUAAUCUGAAACUUUUAAAACCCAAUUAGGUGAUAAGAUCAUGCAUACACAGCUAACUACUAUAACUAAUACCCCUCAUUUGCAUGUAGACAAUGAAAAUAAUAUAAAUUCUGCUACAUGGACAGCAGAACCUUUGAAGCCUCUCUUUGAUGCACGAACUAUAGAUUGGUCUUCGCUGUCUUCAUUCAUGAGUAGGAUCCCAGGUGUUCAGCAACACUUGUUUAUAUGUGAUUAAACGUAGUUUAAGCGAAGUUAACGGCAGAUGUAUCAUGCCUGCGACCUUGCAGCGUGGAGUCCCUGACGUCACUCAGAACAGUGGCAAUUCUCGCGCAUUUGUCACUUUGCUACAGCUUGGCUAGCCAGCAACAACUGCUAUUUCGCUCUGCUCUGCUCUGUUAAAAGAAUUGUUGCUAUUGCGUGUUAUUAUUACUUGUUACUUUAAUUUAAAUUAAUCAACAUGCCUCGGCUAACUAGAAAUAGUAUGGAAACGAGCAACGAUAUCGCUAGCAUUAGCUCCUCUUGUCCGCCGUCGAAUACAAGCGCGCCAGUGACCAAUUCGCACGUGUCAGCGAUGCAAACGAACAAUGCGGGUUUUUUACCAGUCGCUAACAUCGUCAACGACAUGGUCCAAGCGCUUCAGCCUUCAAGGUAGCUUGAAAGGCCUUGUUCAGUCCACCAUUGAUGCUCGUUUGUCCGUCUCGUCAACCGCAGCAGUCGCAAACAACGCUGUGCAGUCCUCGUCUCAUCCAGCAAAUAACCUCGCUGAGAAUUCUCUCCCUGACAAUUUGGAAUCGCAGACCGCAAAUUACCAAAGCGUUCAUCCAGCUGAUGGUAUGUUUAGUGGUGUUAAUGCUCGUUUAUCUGACGCCAGAGACAUUCUCCCUCCCGUUUCUGUGGUUUCUCCUCUUAAUUUGCAUCAAUUUGCCUGCGAACUCCAGUCCCAUCCGGAUCGUUCCAAAGUGGAUUAUGUUCUCAGUGGGAUUGCCCACGGCUUUGAUAUUGCUUUUUGCCCCCAGUUUCCUGUAACCUCUGCACGAAAAAAUAAAGCUUCAGCAACUGCCCAUCCUGAGAUCGUGGAUGCGUACCUGCAGAACGAAGUCGCUUUGGGACGGGUAGCCGGUCGUUUACCUAGCAGCCCACUGCACGUUAGCAGUUUUGGCGUGAUCCCCAAGGCUGGUCAACCAGGAAAGUGGCGUUUGAUUUUGGAUUUGUCGUCGCCACACGGGCGUAGUGUUAAAGAUGGUAUUGACCCCGAACAAUUCUCUCUGCAGCAUAUAAAUUUCGAUGAAGUCGUUGCCAUGGUCACCAAUGUGGGUCGGGGUGCACUCAUGGCUAAGUUUGACGUCCAAAGCGCAUAUCGUAACUUAGCUGUACUGCCGUCUCAACGUCAUUUGCUUGGCAUGAAGUGGCGGGGAAAGUUAUACGUAGAUCUUGCCCUUCCGUUCGGUUAACGUUCAGCGCCAUUCAUUUUCAAUGCCAUUGCGGAUGCGAUAGAAUGGAUUUUGCAUAAUAAAUACGCAAUCGCCGACCUUAUGCACUACUUCAGCGACUACAUUACAGCCGAUCCACCUCAUCUCCCUCGAUGUGCGCAUAAUCUGGCGAUGGCCUCCUCCGUUUGGGCGUUCCUUUACACCCCGAUAAAACGAACGGUCCUACUACCUGUUUAAUUGUCUUGGGAAUGGGAUUAGAUUCCAUCCUCCAAAUUGCGCGUCUACCCAAGGAUAAGUUAGAAGCUCUCAAGCAGUUCCUGAAAGAAUGGCAACAGUAACGAUGGUGCACACUUACGCAGCUAGAGUCACUGAUUGGGAAACUGCACCAUGCAUACCAUGUGGUUUGGCCUGAUCGUACCUUUUGCGCCGAAUGAUUAAUCUUCUUUGCGUUUUUCGCCACCCGUACCACCCCAUCUUCUUAACGUGGAGUGUCGAUCAGAUUUACAGUGGUGGAUCCAGUUCAUUGAGGAGUGGAAUGGUACAAACCUUUUCCUAUUACCUGGACUGCCAUUUGUCGAUCUGUUGAUUACAUCUGAUGCCGCGGGUUCCAUUGGAUAUGGCGCCGUAUACCAUCACAGUGGUUCAAUCAUCACCUACAAGGAAUUUUUUCCUGUUGUAAUGCUGCUCACUUGUGGGUGUCCAAUGGGCCAAUCGACGCGUGUGCUUUCAUUUAGAUAAUUCUUCCGUAGUCCAUAUUUUGAACUCGCGCACUUCCCGUGACACUCACAUCAUUAAUGGCCUUGCUGCGUUCUCUGCUAUAGGGUGGCGGCCCGUUAUAGUUUUACGUUUGCAGCGCGUCAUAUCCCAGGCGUAGCUAAUCCCAAUUGGCAAGUGUUUCGUCAGUUAGCCCCCAAUUGCUCAUCGCUACCAACGCCUCUUCCAGCAACCCUACUGCAUCAGUUGUCGCCACGGACCUAGAAACCCAAUGCCAUAGUUUUCUUCGUCACAGUUUAGCGUCGUCAACCCAUAAAACCUACGCUUCUGUCCAACGGUCAUUUCUGCAAUUUUGUGAAUCAGAAAAUCGCUUGAACUCGAAUGGGUCGCCUUUUGCCUUUUCGCUACGUGGUUGGCGAAUAACUUGAAACCUGCGUCCAUAAAAGUCUACUUGUCAGCUGUCCGAGCACUCCAUAUUGAACAUGGUUAUCCUGAUCUCUUAGUGGGCUGUCUACGUUUGUGGCAAAGGGCAUCAAACGUUGCAAAGGCGGCUCUCAAGAUAGGCGCCUUCCAAUUACACCAGACAUUCUUAGCGCGAUCUAUCGCUGCUUGGUUUACGAUGACGUUUUGUUCUGAGCCGCUUGUUGUCUGGUAUAUUUUGGUUUCUUGCGAUCAUCCGAGUUUACUGUACCUCGUGGCACUUCCUAUUCUCCAUCGCUUCACUUAUCGUAUCGGGGGUGGCGUUUGUGCUUAUAUUAAAGACCAGAUUCCUUUUAAAAUCUUAACAGAUUUGCAUGAAGACAAUUUUGAAUCACUCUGGCUUUACCUGAGACCAAAUAAACUUUUCCGUGGCUUUUCCUGCCUGAUUAUCUGUGUGGUCUAUCACCCUCCCUCCAAUGAUAACUGUGCCUUAAUCGAUCACCUAACAUCUAAACUUGACGCUGCUCUUAUAUUGUACCCCAACGCUGGUAUUUUUCUCAUUGGAGACUUUAAUAAAUGCCCAAUUUCCUCCCUACUACGUCAUUUUACUUUGAAACAGAUAGUUAAAGAACCCACAAGAGGAAAUUCCACAUUGGACUUAAUUUUGACAAAUAUGACUUCCUGUUGUAACUCUCCGGUGUUAUUACCCCCUGUCGGCCAAAGUGACCAUAAUUCCAUACUGUGGUCCUUUAAUAAAAAUACAGCUAAAUAUGGUACAUCAAAAGUGAAAACUAGACAAGGUAACAAUCAUGACAGGAGAGCAUUCGGUAAGUGGCUAGCUGAUAUAAACUGGAACAACUUGUACCGCGCUGAAUCAUGUGAACAAAAGUUAGAUUUUUUCAAACAGUUAUAAAUACUGGUUUGGACUGUUUUUUCCCUAGUAAAAUUGUAAAGUUGCACGAUCAUGAUAAACCAUGGGUUACAGUCGGAUUUAAGAAAAUUAUAGAAAAUAGACAAAGAGCGUUUCGUCAGGGCAAAAGUCUGCUAUAUCGUAGAUUGAGAAAUCUUGCCAAUAGAGAAAGUAAGAGACUCAAGUCAACCUUCCUUAAGAAAAAGAUGGAUGAGUUAAAACUAAACCCCAAUGCUAAAAAAUGGUGGCAAUGUAUAAAACAGCUUGCGGGUUUCGCCAAGAACAAAACAUUCUCUAAUUUCGUUGUAAACAACCAGGUUUUUGCUGGUAAAGAGUUAGCAGAUAAAAUCAAUGAUGUUUUUGUCUCAUCUACCCAAGAUAUUCCUCCCUUGAAUAAGUCUCCAGUUGAUGACCUAAUUGAAAAUGGCAGUACAAGUAUCCUUCCACAGUUUAUUAUCGAAGAAAAAGAUGUAUACUGUAAAUUGUCCGCCAUCCCCGUUUCCAAAUCACCUGGUCCUGACGGAAUACCUAAUUGGGUGCUUAAAUCUUAUGCAUACGUUCUUUCUUCCCCUGUGGCAUCGAUUUUCAACGCUUCGAUUCAAGAAGCAGUUGUACCCUCAAUGUGGAAAAAAGCGAACGUUAUCCCUGUUCCAAAAAAAUCAGUCCCUAAAGACAUUUCUAAAGAUUUGCGCCCUAUCUCACUUACCACCACUUUAUCCAAAAUUUGCGAACGGUUUGUUACAGACUGGUUACUUAAGUCAAUUGGUGCAAAGAUUGAUACGCGGCAGUUUGGCUCCGUUAAAAAUUCCUCGGCUACCCAUGCCCUACUGAGCCUGAUCCAUCACCUCCUGAGUGCUACAGAUGCUUCAAGCAAUGCGGUGAGAGUAUUCUUGCUUGAUUUUGAAAAAGCUUUUGAUCGAAUAGAUCACAACAUACUGGUGAAUAAGCUACAACAAAUGAGUGUUUCCCAAACCAUUAUAAAUUGGAUUAGAAGUUUUCUCUCUGAUCGUAAACAACGAGUCAAGUUGGCUAACUGUCAUUCGGACUGGCAAACGUUAAACGGUGGAGUGCCGCAAGGGUCGGUGUUAGGGCCGGCUUUGUUCCUUGUUAUGAUAAAUGAUCUUCUUAUUGAUUGGAGCGAUAGAUGGAAGUAUGUUGAUGACAGUACGUUUGCUGAACGAGUUACAUCAACUGAGAGUAGUGAACUACAAGAUCUAGUGAAUGUUAUCUAUAAUUGGUGUGAAGUUAAUAAUAUGAAGCUCAACAUCGGCAAAUGUAAGGAAAUGGUAAUUGACUUUGCAAGAGAAAAACAUGAGUUUUUACCGUUAACUAUAAAUAACGUUGGUAUUGAGCGGGUAAAAUCUGCCCGAAUUCUUGGUCUCUCAAUCCAAGAUGAUUUGAAAUGGAACGAGCAUGUGAACCAUAUUGUUAAAAAAGCGGGAAAACGCCUUUAUAUGCUAAGGUUGUUAAAACGAUCAAAUGCCGACAAUAGCAUUCUAAUUUUGGUAUACUGCACCAUUAUCAGACCAGUACUCGAAUAUGCCUGCCAAGUUUGGCACUUCAAUAUUACAGAAUACCUAAGUGAAGAUAUCGAAAAACUCCAGAAGCGGGCUCUGCGUAUUGUCUUGCCAUUCGCUACUUAUAGAGAAGCUUGCAGUAUUACUGGUAUACCCUUACUGAAAGAUCGGCGGCGAUUAUUAUGCGAACGUUUUUUUGUUAAAAAUGCACAUGGAGACAAAUUGGGUGACCUCUUACCGCCUAAACUUGAACAUAACUAUAAUACACGUUAUGGAAGCGAUUAUAAUAACUAUAGUUGUAAAACGGACAGAUUUAUGAAAUCGUUUUUUCCACAGAUGGUUUCACAUAUGAAUAGACCAUAAUUUUAAUAUUUUUAAAUUUGAACUCUAUAACUUUUUCAACUGAAGUUAUGAAUAAUUUUAUGCAUCUAGAUAUUCUAUUGUAGUAUAAUGAGACUUUUUACUGAUGUAAUUUAACCUAAUAGGUUACAAAUCGGUAUUUUAUUAAAUUAUCAAUUAUCAAAUGUUGCCUUUGACCGAAGAGUCGACUCGUCUUGUCUUCAAGUGUUUAUCAAAGUAUCUAAAACCGAUCCCUUUCGGCAAGGGAGCACUCUGGAUCAGGGCCGUUCUCUCUUGUGUCCGGUCGAAUCGCUACUCAGCUACCUGGAGAUCCGAGGAGGUGCCAACGGCCUUCUGUUCGGCCGUUCCAAUGGCGCCCCCCUGACACGUACAGUUUUUACAGAGCGUCUGCGCCGACUGCUGAGCCAGGCUGGUAUAACUGCGCCGACUGCUGAGCCAGGCUGGUCAUAGUUUCCGGAUUGGCGCUGCUGCUACAGCAGGCCUGGCUGGCGUUCCCGAGCAUAUGAUCCAGACCUUUAAUAGGACGAUGGAGCAGUUUGUAGAAUAAUUUGUAACACUAUAUUAUUGAUAACGCCGUAGGACAACAAAAUGUAUCGUAUGUCAUGAAUGAUAGACUUCGAGUUGAUUGUCAGACUGAACGCACGAGAGAAAACCCAGAAGGAUUGUUAUGUUAGUGUAUUUUAUCGUUUGAAUAGUUUUAAAUAAAUAUGUUUUAAAGUACGUGUGUGUGUUCUAUUUCUGAUGGUAUUGUUCUGAUGGUAUACAGUCCCCACGAAGCGCAACUGUCUUGCGAUGUAAGACAGAAAAGUGCAACACAGUUCAGCUUACCUGGCAUACAGACGAACGCCGCCUAAUUUAUUAGCUAGUGUAACUAGGGUGUUAUGUUAAAAUGAAUAUAAAUAUUAUGCUAAUCUGGUUUGUGUUUGGUUUGUUCUUAACCCGACCCUCCGUUAACCCUCUCCCUUCCCCCCCAUGGGCCAUGGUAGGUGCUGGUGGUACGUUGCGGUCAGUCAAUGGAGUCAAGUGUCCAUGGCAAUCUGCCAAGGCACUACCUCUUUAAUUAACUACAUAAGGGUGGUUAUGUACUUGAAGGGACUGACCGUUUCUGGAGAUCUGCCUUGGCAGAAUUGUCAUGACAAACUCCUAUUGCUACUAUGAUUAGCCCUAUUAUUACGUUUUUUGCUGUUUUGCCACAGCUGUUUGCUCAUUUGUCUUACAAGGCUAGAUCGUCAACUAGCCUUGGCCACCUUUUAUACCACCUCCAAACGCAGAUACUUCCGUUCAUUUACAGCAAUUACAUUUUUUAUCUUACAUAUUUAGCAUAUGAUUGGUAUUUCCAAUCUGAAUGCAACAUACAAGUGUAUCUUUCAUUUAGAGACACCUCCAACAAACUUGCCCACAUCCAACAUUCUUGUCAAUGUGCUGACAACCCCCAUACCUUACCAUACCACACCUGACAUGCAAAAUACCUUACCAUACCAUACUAUAUCAAAUUCCGUACCAUAUUAUACUAGGUUAUACCCAUGUAUUGUAAUAAUACGCACACAAAUGUAUGUAAACGAAAUGUAUGUUUUUGAAAAAAGUUUUUGAGACCUCAGGCAUUAAAAAUUAAUUACACGUAAGAUAUUUUUAUUUGUUUCGGAUCAGUUAUUUUUACGAUAGCCGAUCGAUACUUUAAAUACCAUUCCAAAUUCUCUUCCAGUGCAUGUUUUAUGCAUGUACCAAAAACAGACAAUUAUAAUAUUUUGUUAUGCUUUAAAAGAUGAUUUUUAAAGUUAGAACGGUAAUAUGUGGAUUGAGCACUCUUAUUUGUGUCUACUAUAAAUCAUUCGACAAUCAUACUAUCUUAGCAAUUAAUGAUAAAAUUCAAUCAACAAUUGACGAUAUUUCUCAUGUGGGAUUUCCUUUCAUUUUCUUAAGGAAUUUGUAGAUACAAUUAAGCGUAAAAUACUUGAAUUUUAUCGUAUAAGAGGAAUAGUUUAAGACUGGUUUACAUCUUAUCUCAUUGACCGUUUUCAUGUACUGUGGUAUGUUAAAAAUGCAAAAUUUGCUGCUUUGCCUAUAACUUGUGGGAUUCCACAGGGAUCUGUCUCUUGGUCCUUUGUUAUUUUUACUGAAUAGAAUAUCAGUGAUUUCCAUACCUGUUCAAAUAUCUUUGAAUGUCGCCUCUUCACAGGGCCUAUUUUAGGAUGCAGUAUUAUUACACUCUGUGCAGUAUUAAUUGCGGAAGCGUGUAGUAUUGAAAAUGUGAAAUUUUCAUUUUCAACUUCGUAUUGCAAGACAGUGCUAUAGGUGGGUUCCAAGCAAUCCCCUGAGGCUUUAAUACAAACGCAGAUGGAGGGCAAAUAAUAAGAUUCUAAUAAGAUCCUUCUGUUUAAAUGCUCUCCAUCAUAGUCUGUCAAGAUAUCAUGGUCUGGAAGCCCAGCAAUCUUCAAAGCCACAAAAUAGAAGAUCUUUGUUUGAUGUUGAACUGUACCACAGAGGAAGUACAUACAGAGAUCUCACUUCAGGUUAAUUUCGCGUAAGGGAUUUUUUCAGUCCGCCAUGUUCUUAGCAAGUGCCCUAAAUAGAGGCAGUCACCCCCUGAAAACAUAUUGAAAAUUUAAUAUUCCAGGGGGGUGAAUGCCUCUCUUUAGGGCACUUGCUAUUAAGAACAUGGCCGCCAGCUAUUUCGGUAAAAAAGCGCCUUACGGUUUUGUAAUGGAAGUUACACUUUAUUCUGUGAAGUUACACUUUAUUCUGUAAUGGAAGUUACACUUUAUUCUGUGACUGUACCUUGCCGUACACAAAUCCUUUGUUUCAACUUCAUUAAAUAUUAUUCAUCCUGGUUGCACUUUCAUCUCGGCUAUCCCUAUUGGACGGUUUAUUUCUUAUUUAAUAAAUAAAAAAAAUUAAAUAAAUAAAUACUUCAUUAUACGAAAAUACAAUGAUCUCAAUCACCGUGACCGUGCACAAAUUAACAUAAACUCCGACAAAAACAUCAAACAAUGACUUCUGUUUAGUUGCCAGACCAUCAUACCUUGAUAAGACUAUGUCUCCAUGUGCACUGAACUGGAACCUGAUGAAAGCCAUGUAUUUACCCAGAGGUGGAAAAUGUAGUCAUAAAUCGUAAAGUAAUACAGGACUACAGCAGGCUAUAUGAAUAUUUUUUAUGAAACUGUUCCGCAGUAAUUUAGGCACCAAGUUAGUAGAUUAAUUACGUACUGAUUCUAAUCAUUUCAAUAAUCAGGUAUUUAGCAAUUAGAUUUUCAAUCAGUGUAAUUUUCAGAAUUUAUAGCUAUCAAACAUAAAUAAUGUUUGUGAAAAUUUCUGCAAAAAUGUAGAUCUCAAAAAUAUUUUGGGAAUUCCCAUACUUUUUUCAUCUUUGUAUGAUACCAACGUCGAACAUUGACGUCGCCACAAAGGCUAAAAAAAUGGAGGGGGGGUUACGGUUAGGCUUUUAAUAUUAAGAUAAGGAACAGGAAAAGUCACAAAAACAAUUUUGAACAAUUCUUAACCAAAUAAGUAGAUGUUGCGUUGUUGAGACAACCAGGAAAACCGUGGAGAACAAUAUUGUUUCAGGCUUAUAUAAUAAUAUUAUGUUAAUGUAAUUUCGGACCAUAUGUCUCAUCUAUUUCUUAAUUUGUAAACAUGCAGGUCUGAUUAUGCAGCGGUUGAUUUUACAUUUAUUUGCUGUUUUCAUAGAUAGAAGAUGGCCAGACGUUUUCAAAAGAAAUGUUUUGUAUUCCUCAACAUUAUGAAGAUUACUUGGAGUCAGUCUUGAUCCCUAAAGGACUUAUUCUUAACAGGUCAGUAUUACUCUUCCUGAUUUCUGAGAUUUCACUUUUUUUUCCAUCAUCACAAUUUUAGCCUCUACGUGCCUUUGACCUGAAUGGUCAGGACUGGAAUGCGUUGAAGAUGAGAUGUAACAUGCGUUCAUGGUUUUUCUUGUAUUCUGAAACGAAUUGCAGGCUGUGUUUUUUCUUUCAUUGCUGAGUUGCCCACGGAAAAAAUAUUGCCAUGCCCUAAAGAACACGAAACACUGCAUGCAGGUUGUGCACAUUACAGACAUUGUAGAAAACCUGGAAGAAAAGUGACGUGUCUGACACAUUCUGUCCGUCAUGAACAAAGCUUGUUUGAAAUGGUUAAGAAUUUUACAAAUUAUCAUGUCAGUCUUUCAUAAACAAGCACAACAAACCACGUAUUGUAAAGUGUUUUCUAGCUUUGUCAAAAAUUAUGGCGUUUGAACAAAUAGUACAAUUUAAUACAAUGUAUGUAUCUUGCAACAUGUUGACUUUCAAUGUCGUUCACAUGACCUUGAUAACAAAACAAUUAACAGGACAAGUACUGUAUACUGAUACUACAGGCCUGGUGAUUUUUAACAAUUGUUGGACAAUGUCAAUAAAUACAGUACUCUAUUAUAUAAACAUAAGUGUUAUAUAGAGCUUUUGGCCACUGAGAAAAAUCGUAUUUAAACACACGUAAAAAUACGAUAUUUUUACGUGUGAAAAUAUCAUUUUUGCAAGCCAAUCAAAAAUCGCGUAGGAAAUAUGUUUGACCAAUCAGAGAACUUGUUGUAAAACGCAUGGAUGUUUUAUUGUUUUUCAAUUUUGUUUAUAUAAUAAACAGAAAAAUACAUGGGUGCUUGGAAAUACCAGAUUUAUUUCUCGUGUACUCGAAAUAAAUCUGGUAUUUCCGCGCACCAUGUAUUAUUCUCUAUGUAUUUUGGUCAAUCCAAUGUCCAGAAAAAAAAUUCAAUUUUUAUUUUGUGAAUAAACAAGAAUAUAAUAUGAUUGCAAUGUGAUUGGUGCUCGAAUCCCUUACAGUAUAUAAUGAUUAUAUACUGAAAUUAAUAUAUACUGAAAUCAGUAUAUACUGAUUUCAGUAAUAGAUUCUUGUGUUACUGUUUUUCAGAACUGAACGUUUAGCCCGUGAUAUUUGUCGUGAUUUAUGUCAUGGUCCUUUAGUAGCCUUGUGUUGUUUGAAAGGGGGUUACCAAUUCUUCUCCCAUUUGAGUGAAUUUAUAAUAAAUUACAAUGGGACUUCAGGUAUGUUUUCAUGGUUUCAGUGUGCAUCUACAUGGUAGUUAGAAAUGUUAGCACUUUUAGGAGAAAAAAAAUUGAACAAAAUAUAUAUCUCGAUAUUACUGGUACUUAUCAUAGAUAUCUUAUAUACACCAGAUAGUGCAUCUAAUUAUUCUGCAAUGUUCCCAUGAAAUGAGAAGACUCGUAUGUUUUCUAUUUCUUAAACAGGGAACUUAGACAUUAAGUUAAACCUAUUUCAAAUACAUUUUCAAACUAUUCAAAUGAUGAAAGUUAUUGUUGUUUUUUAAGCGUUUAUUAGCGAGUGGGAAUCUCCAACAUGGCCGCCUUCUAUUCAAAUGGGGGUAACCGCUGGAAUAUUCUUGGCUUCAAUUUUACUAAAAGAGAUGCGCUAUCUAGUUUAUAUAAGAUACCCAUGGUAUUAUACAAUUACUUUAUGGUUUCCGUGUUUGGAUGGCCUGAUCCAAACACGCGGGAAUGUUGCGAGAGUUAAGAAAAGCGAGCGAAACACGAGCCGAAGGCGAGUGAUUUUGCCCGCUUUUCUUAACUCGAGCAACAUUCCCAAGUGUUUGGAUCAGGCCAUCCAAACACGGAAACCAUAAAGUAAUUGUUUUAUAAAAUAAUAACAACACGAUAGUCUUCCGUGUUUGGAUGGCCUGAUCCAAACACGGGUUUCGACCAAUCAGAACACGCGUUAUAUACAUGUUAUUUUAUAAUUAUCUGUCAUCAAAUACAAGAGUUACUACAACAAAUAAUGAAAAGAAUUAACAUUAUUAUUUUCCCAUUUUGAUUACUGUCAGAUUACUACCAGUACCAUCUACUUACAGUCGAUAUCACGAAACGUUUGCCAAAAUGUUCCGAAGUUUGUUCUUCGGUUCGCAAAUUUCAUUGCGAAGUUCCAAACAAAAUUCAUAAUAAUAUCAGAGGCUUAAUUUACAGACCGGCUUGUAAAUAAAAAUUUCAAUAAGAACUUUGAAACGAAUUUGCGAACUUCGGAACGAUAUAUAGUGCAUGCUUCGUGAAACCCACGUACACAGCAUAGGCGUCCCAUGGUGAUUCUUUUCAUAUAAAUGCCCCCCUCCGCCGAAACCAAUGUGGAAUAUGAGUUGUCACAAAUAUCAAGUGUAUAGUAAAGCAUAUUAACAAUCGGGAAAGAAGAUGCAGUACUGUAUGUACAUUUAAAAAGUAAAUGUACAUUUUGGAUAGAUUUGUGCAAAUUUCAAAGGUGUCUUGAUACAUUUUGGCCUAGAUUUUAGCUGACAACAUUCUUUGAAAGUCUGAAUUCUCCUAGGGCGGAUUCUGCAGGGAGAAAUUGGCUCUAGCCCCCGCUAUGUUUUGCUCGUGAACUGGAAUUAUGAAUGGUUUCAAGACUACUAAUAUUAUCUUCAUUAUAGACUUGUUCCACAUGUUAACUGACUUUAUUCUUUGAUUUCAGGUCAUUCAGUUCCAUUUUCGAUUGACUUCAUACGUUUAAAAAGUUAUGAGGUAAUUACAUAUUUCACUGGAUAGAAAUUGAACACGUCAUUUUAUUUUAUUUUCAUCCCAUUUGAAAGGGUGUUUUCUAUUUGUAUCCUUACUCGUCAUGCGACCAGUUUAAAUGGGAAAUCAUUGGGGCUCGGGACAGGAAUUAGGAGGAAGUCAUAUCCGAAAUAUUUCGUCCAGCUUUUUCCAACAAAGUAAGGCAGUAUUUUUGGUCUCUCUGAAUAACUGUAUCCUAUAAUACUUAUUUAUACCAUGUUUAGAACGAUGGUUCAACAAAUGAUGUUAAAAUUGUUGGUGGUAGUGAUCUGUCGUCUAUAAAAGGAAAGGUACAAUACGAUCUUGAACUUGAACUCAGGCUUUCUAAGACAUGUGUAAGCCAGGUGGCAUUAAAUGUUUCACCAGUUGAGCCAGGGAUGGAUUUACUGGGUGAGGUGCGCACCUCCCUAGCCCUGGCCAGAGGGGGUGCGGGGGGGGAGGUGCUAUUUUUCAUGAUAAAGCAAAAAAUUAUUAGAGUCAAAAUGAGAUACAGUAAUUUGAGUAAUAACAUGAUAAGUGAACUGUGAACAACAAUUACAAUUCAAAUACUGUAGUCAAGCAAGACUUUGCAAUAGUGAAGCAAGUUGAUGGGCAGGCGGCACACAUGAUCGACACAACUCGGCACCAGAGCUGGCAGAGCACCCCCCCCCCCUACCAGAUCAUGCUGGAUCCAUCCCGGAGUUGAGCCCAUAUAAUCAUUUCUUUAAUCAGGUUAACCUAGAAAUAACCCUAUUUGUGUUAACUUAAUAUUCCUGGUUAAUUUUCCUGGUUAACUUAUCUCACUUCUUACCAUAAUAAUCUGGUUAGUGUGAUCAGGAAUUAGUAUAGGUAAUCAGGAAUUAGUAUAGGUAAUCAUGCGAUGGCGAGUACAAUUAGGGAUUAAUAUAGUACGAGUGAUGUUUGGAAAUUUUGCCAAAAUUGGACGAGCCGCAGGGACGGUGACACUCAUGCCUCUUUAAGAACUGCACUUGUUAUUGAAAAGUAUUAAUUAACUAAUAAUAUUAGUUAUUAACAUCAACAUAUGUCAUAGAGAUGGUUGAAUAAAGUAUCGCAGUAUUUUAAAAUUCUUUUUUAUUUAUUUUAGAAUGUUUUGAUUGUUGAGGUAAGUUUGCUUCAAUAGAGAGUUUUAGAUUGACGUUCGUUUUAAUUACGGCAAACUGCAAACCAGUAUAGUCGAGGUACCCGUUACACGUUUGCGGUUCGGAUUUUAAAAACGAUUUAGAUUUAAGGUUUUAAUUUCCAAAAUGUGAACUUAAUCGGUGGGCAAUAGCAUCCCAAUCCAUUGCAUUGGCUUUUGUGGUCAGCAGCUUGCAACCUCCCCAGCCAAUGCAAGAUCAUGUUGUAUGCUUGGCCAACGAAAGGGUUUCGUGGUCAUGAUAUUAUUCCAAGUUCUGUAUUAGAUACAAACAGAUUUUUAUAAAAUUUGCAACAAAAUUAGCCUAAGAGUAAAACUUUAAAUCUCAGAAUUAUGAGAAAAUUAAACAAAUAACAACAAAAACAAUGUGAAUCUAGGACUGUUCGGUAUACCGAUAUACCGAAAAUAUCGGUAUUAAAUCAAUAUCGGUGUAUCGAUACCGGAUAUUCAACCAUACCGAUAUACCGAAAUUUCCGAUAUACCGGAAUUUUUCGGUAUAUCGUGUUAAAUUUAUCAACUAUAUGGCGAAACCAUAACCUUUAUUUACUACUGAAUGGCAAUUCAGAGAACUUUCUACUGCAAUGAUUUAGAAUUUCCACUCCAUGAGAUUUUACACUGAGUACGUGUCGUUCGAAACAUGUUCGAAACAGCUUCGAAAUUAUCGUUUUCCCUUUUAGAAUUACUCAAAAUUUCCUUCAAAUUUCCAUUAAAGAAUUUUCCUUUAUAAUUAUCAAAGGAAAGCCGGUAUACCGAUAAUAUCGGUAUAAUUUUUUCGGUAUACCGAUACCGGAAAUUUCUCAUACCGAACAUUCCUAUCAGUGAAUCAGCUAUGCUUUUGGGCUAUGUUUUUGCCCGUCUUUUGCUUAUUGACAUCCACUGAAUUCGACACAAUAUUUCAGUCAAAGAUAGCAGUUACCUAUCCUUAUUUUAUGCAAGAAAGAAAGUCAUAGUGACAGUAAACAUAAUUGCCAUGUUUAUACGCGAGAAAAAGAACAAAAAAUGCAUGAAAACCUUGAAGGAAACUACCCACCUGAAAACAGCCUCUCUCGCGUAAAAACGUCUACUUCGAACGUGUAACCUGACGGCAAGAUGUUUGAAGUAUAGCGAUGGUUGAAGUAUAGCGAUAGUUGAAGUAUAGCGAUAAGUUGAAGUAUAGCGAUAAUUGAAGUAUAGCGACAGCCGGUGGAAAGUCCCUGCGACGGAGGUUGGUAUAGCGAUAGUUGUAUAUCAGACUAUCAGGAAGUAUAACGGUUUAUAUAAUAAUUACAGUGAAACACGCAAUUUGAUUGGUCAAUAGCCGUGCAGGAUCAGGCUUUAUAUAAUAACUACAGUGAAACACGCAAUUUGAUUGGUCAAUAGCCGUGCAGGAUCAUGCUAUCCUGCAUGAGGAAUUAAAAUACCUUCGCGGGAUUCUCAAAAUGUCAUUGUUUCACUGUAGUUAUUUUAUAAAACAAUUACCAAAUGGUUUUCUAAGCAGGAUAGCGUGAUCCAUGUACUUGGGAUGUUGCUCGACUUUCAGAAAGCGUAAAAAUACACUCGCCUGCGGCUCGAGUAUUUUUACGCUUUCCGAAAGUCUCGCGACAUCCCUCGUGCAUGGAUCACGCAAUCCUGCACGGAAAACCAUUCGGUAUUCCUUUAAUCAUGUAUAUUAGGAUCGCGCAUGCAUGGCGCAUUUACUUCACUUACAUUGUUAGAUUUUAAUAUUGUAGUAACAUCAAAUUAUUUCCAUGGCAUAGGCAUGGCCGCUUCCUCAUAUGUAGCCAGAGUGUAGCUUACAUGCGCCUAUUUAUUGGUUUGAUCCAACGUUUCUUUAUAUUUUCCUCCAGGAUAUAAUAGAUACUGGGAGGACGAUGGAAAAAAUGCUCGAAGUUGUUUCACAGUAUAAACCUGCUCAGGUUAAAGUCGUCAGGUGAGUUGAAGUUUUGUCCGAGGCAAUAUAGAGGUCCAGAUUUGACUUGUACACUACCACUACCAUUAAGGGACCAUCGACCAAUCAGAUGCGUUUGAUAUAUUCGAUUAACCAAUCCAGUUAGAGGCAGUGGUAGCGGUAGUGGAGGUCAAAUCUGAACGUGUCCUCCAUAAUCUUUGCAUUAAAUUCGAUGCUGUAAUAUUUGUAGCCUGCGUUGCAAACAUGUGUACAAUGGGGCUGGGUUGCCCAGCCGUUUUUGUCAUUGGUGCUUGGGUUUCCCAGCCGUUUUUGUCAUUGGUGCUUGGAUUGCCCAGCUGUUUUUGUCAUUGGUGCUUGGGUUGCCCAGCCAAUAUAGAGGUCCAGAUUUGACUUAUACACUACCGCUACCAUUAAGGGACCAUCGACCAAACAGAUGCGUUUGAUAUAUUCGAUUAAGCAAUCCAGUUAGAAGCAGUGGUAGCGGUGGUGGAAGUCAAAUCGGAACGUGUCCUCCAUAAUCUUUGCAUUAAAUUCGAUGCUGUAAUAUUUGUAGCCUGCGUUGCAAACAUGUGUACAAUGGGGCUGGGUUGCCCAGCCGUUUUUGUCAUUGGUGCUUGGGUUUACCAGCCGUUUUUGUCAUUGGUGCUUGGAUUGCCCAGCUGUUUUUGUUAUUGGUGCUUGGGUUGUUCAGCCGUUUUUGUCAUUGGUGCUUGGAUUGCCCAGCCAUUUUUGUCAUUGGUGCUUGAUACUUGCAUGGCUAUAUAUUUUUUAGCUUGCUGGUCAAGAGAACACCACUGAGAAGCUCGAGCUAUAGACCUGACUGUAAGUACUAAAGGAAUACCAAAUGGUUUCCCGUGCAGCAUAGCGUCAUCCAUGUACUUGGGAUGUUGCUCGACUUUCAGAAAGCGUAAAAAACACGAGCUGCAAAAUGACUACAGUGAAACAACGGCUACUUUAUUAACUUUAUUAUAACUUUGUUAACGUUUUUAUUAACUGGUGUCUCAUUUAAUAUACUGUCAACUUCAUUUUUAAAAACCCGCGCUAAUUAUGCAUUUAAAUUUCCGUGCAGGCUUUUCUAAUUGCGUGCUUCACUGUAGUUAUAUAAUUUUGAACAUUUCGAAGCGAUAAUUUCGAAUUUUAUUGAAUAUAUGCAAAGGAUACUAAGCAAAAGUUAAAGAAUGAAAAGGGCUUUGAAUGACGUUACUCAAAUGGCGUACACUCUACACUGAACCAUAUAUUUCCAUAUGUAAUCAUAUACGUAAUGUUAUAAUACUGUAAGCCCCGAGGUGGGCUCCUGUGUACGUAGUGCAUGUAUACAGUGUGUCAAUGAUACUUACCCCCAAAUAUAAUUUUUGCCAUUUUUUGGUACUACAGUAUUGUAUCUCUGUAUCUGCAAUAUUUGGAUCAUUUUGAGAAAAAAUGUAAGGGACCGACCAUUUGAUUUUUUAUGUGGGGAGUCGCCUUUUUGAAAGUGCUCGAUUUUUUUCUAGCCUCAAGCUCUGCACGAUGUUUUUUCUGAACUUUGCGCGUGCACAUUUUUUUUUAUUUUUAACAGGCAAAACCCUCGCGCAUAACGUCAGAAUACUAGUUUUCGAUUUUGUUGUUUACUACGGUCGAUAUUUUUUCUUUGAUGUUGGCAAUGCUCGAUAUUAUUCACCAAGGAUAUACUCGAUAUUAUUUUUUUCGAAUUUGCACCCCUCCCCUCAUGAAAAUCAAAUGGUCCGUCCCUAAUAUAUAUUUGUAGCUAGAUAGUAAAAAAAUCUCAUCACUGUCAAAGUUACCGGAUAUGAUGUCAUUUGAUGAAUUUUACAAAUGAGAGCGAAAACGAUUAGACAAAUUAAAUUGCAAUUCAUUUAUUGACGGCAUAUCCGCCACCUAAAGUUCAAUUGUCGCCAAGAUGAGGGUCUUUUCAAAGACAAUAUUUGUCACAUUUCUUAAAUUCUUAAAAUGAUCCAAAUAUAUUAUCCAUACGACCAUACCUAUUGUGAAGUCAUAUUUGGGUGGGGUUAAUGGCACUUUAAAAUUCGAGUUUAACUUAACUUUUUCUUCCUGUAGAUAUUGGAUUCGAAGUCCCUGAUAGAUUUGUCGUUGGUUAUGCCAUUGUAAGAACAUUGUCAUUGUCUGUGUAAUUUUGAAACUUGCAGAAUAUAGCCUACUUCAAUUCGGUUUUGUGGGGAAAAAACAUGUUUAUACCGCAUAUUCUGCAAAGCGUUCAAGCCGUAAGACAGGCCCAGUGUUUUUAUCGUAUAUAUAAUCUAUCGUAAUAAUUAGAUUAUUUACACUAUAAUGAAUGAAAACUUCGCAAAAGCUUUGGAAACCAAAUAAACGUUCAUGUGUUUUUGUUUUUCGGAAAAAGCUUAGUCUGCGAUUAGUCCGGGAGCAGCGGUGGAGGGGGCGGCUGAGAUCAAUCGGCCAUCGCAGACUACAAAAACUAUUUUUUUAUUAUUUUAAUUUCCUGUAUAUAGCUAAUUCAAAUCAAAGGCCGUUGAGGCCGACUCACGGAUGAGAUCAAAUGAAAGUGACUGAAGGAAUUAAGCAGUUUGCAGUUGUUUUUGCAAACGGGCACCGUGCAAAUUUUGCCAGUUUGUCGUGCUUCUUUUGCCAAAUCAGGCAAACAGUACGCGCAAAGCAGGAUGGUCAUUUCCCAUUGUUUCACACUAGCAAUUUUGUCGGCGAUUUUGUGUUUCUGACGGAUGCAAAUGAGUGAACUCACACACAAAAGUAUAGAGUCGCUUUUCAGAAGUCAACAAUUCUAACGCCCGUAUUCUAAAAGCUCACUCACACUCAAUGAGUGGAGGUUCAAUCUGAGCUUCUCUUGAGUGUCAAUGCUGGAGGGUGGGUAGUCAUAUAGUAAGGUAUGACACUAGCCCUCCAGCUAUUCAAAAACAGCAAUGACACUCGAGAGAAGCUCAGAUUGAAAUUCCACUCAUUGAGUGUGAGUGUGAGUGAGCUUUUAGAAUACGGGCGUAAGUCUUUUUGCAUGUCAUUCAUUCGAUCACAUUUGCCAAAGAGAAGAAAAUUCGCCGUCAGAAUUGCUAGUGUGAACCGGUGUCCCAGGAUUUUCGCCCCCCCUACAUUUUCGCCCCCCGGGGGGCGAAUUUCCUAGGAAUAUCGCCCCCCCAGGGGGGCGAAAAUCCUAGGAAUUUCGCCCCCCUUUAGGAAAUUCACCCCCCUUUAGAAACUUCACCUUUUCUUUAGGAUUUUCGUCCUCCGUUCAAAAUUUCGCCCUUCCUAACAGUUGCAUGGGAUAAUUAUUACACGACUUUAAUCAUUUGAAAUCAGUAUCAAUUCAAAAUUGUUUGACAGAGCUUGAAAUAACAACCGAUCACCGAUCAAUGAUCGGCAAGGAAUUGCUUAUGAUCGGCGGAAAAGCAGGGUUUCGGUUUCCAACCUGAAAAAAUCAGGGAAAGUCACGACUGCCGAUCACCAUGAUCGGGAACUUUGGGAACGUUAUUUCAAGCCCUGCAUGUAAGAAUACAAAUUUACAAUUACAUGUAUCGAAAGGGCUUAGACAGUUACAGUAGAUCAAUAGGACUUAUGACGCUUCACAGCACACCAUGCAUAUUUUGCAUUUUCAGUGUUAAUCCUUAAACUCAUUGUUAAAAAGUAAUCACCGUGGUGGUUAUUGUAAUUAUUGGUAUUGUUUUGCAUCCACGUUUUGUCGUUAUCGGAAAAUGUAUGGUUUGUCACUAUUUUUUACUUGCAUUAUUUCAAUAUAGUUUGUAAAUCUCAGAAGCGAAGGGUAGAACUUGCCAAUAGGCAAUAAUCCAAUAAUAUACGUUUCAAAAAAGACAAGAAAGCUUUUAGUUUUGCAGAGUUAAUUCUCAAAUGUUUAAGGCAUGCACUAAUAAAAUCAAAGUAUCAUGAAAUUAUUUGAAUAAACCACACCACAUAUAUAAUGCAAUUUUCUUUGCGGAAGUGAAGAACCAAGAUUACAUCACUGACAUGGAAAGUUGACGAUUCAACGGACAAUAAUCAAUACGCUUCCCAACACAUUCCAUAGAUUUUUUACUAAUCCUAUAGUUUAUUGUUAGCAAGUGAUUACUGUGGCGGCUAUUGUUAACACUCGUAUUGAUAAAAUUUGCAAGCGAUUGUUUUUAUAAUAUGUUAUGUGAAUGUAAACUGCCAGAAGAAUACGACAACAUGAUUUUAUGCGAUCUCUGUGAUGGUUCCACUUUAGAUGUGUAGAAUAUGACACUAGUCUAAGUACCUCAAAUGAGUGGUUAUGCAGACUGUGCACACCACCAGUUGCUAAGAAGCCUAAAAGGUGUAUAUAAUUUUGUCUCCUUGUAAUAAAUAAAUAAAUCGCACAAUAAAUCUUUUCAACUUGCAAUCGUUUUGUUUUUAGAUCAAAAAUUCAAAUUUUAUAUGGGGGGGCGAAAUUCCUAAAGGGGGGCGAUAUUCCUAGGAGAUUCGCCCCGGGGGGGCGAAUCUCCUGGGGGGGCGAAUCUCCUGUGACACCGGGCUUAAACCUUAAACUCGCUAAACUCUAAGCGUGCAAAGCAUAAUGGGAGCAUCAUUUAACCAGUUUAGAAAUCAUAUAUGGGGCCCAUUUCUUAGAGACAUGGUAAAUAUCUCCUUACGAGAACAAUUCAUUCACAAAUAGCUGCAAUAUUCAACUACUAAGCUUGAAACUUGUGCUCAACUGCUCACAUUAAGCUUUUCGCGCUUGGAGUCUAAGGUUUAGAGUUUAUAAGCUUAUUAAGGUUUGCAAAGGACAACCUUUUCUGAAUUGGCUAUACUUGGAGCCCGACAUUUCGCGUUAAUUGCUGGAUAGAUUCAAGCUAACCUGAAAGAUGUCCAAACAAAAGUAAUUUAAAACAAUUCUGUCACAAAAGUUCAAUGUUUUCUACUAAUAUUUUAUGUAAUCUUUGUUUUAGGACUACAAUGAAUAUUUCAGAGAUUUAAAUGUGAGUAUAAAUGUUAAAAUUGAAAUCUUUAUUUAUUUUCGAUGCGUUUUGCGAUUAUCACAUUGUAUAUAUAUUGUGCCUUCUUUCUUUACAGCAUAUCUGUGUUAUUAAUAAGGAAGGAAUAGAGAAAUAUAGGACAUGAAUCAAGCUGGAUUAUAUAGUUUCCUUGCUGGAAACCUCGACCUUUUGAUGAUUUGAAAUUUUCGGGUAAUCAACAGUGAAAUACCGCACCAGUAAUAUGACGUUGCAAUGACUGAUUUUUUUAUAGUGAAGGAGAAGGAAUUUUGAAUUGCUUUUCCAAAGUCUCGCAAAUGCCUUGUCUUGGGCAUUCUCAAGUAGCUCUGUCGUUGAUGUCACUUUUCUGUCGCUAAAGUGAACCUCACUUUACUGACUGUAGUAACAUUGGCGAACCAGAUGACAUGUCAUUAUUGGGCAAAUGCGAGAUUUUAUGAAGCCAAAUCUGAUUCCUCAGCAAUGCUAAUUUCUAAGUAAACAUUCAAGGAAACGUGGAAUUGUAACAAUGCAUGCCUAUAUACGCUAUACCAAUAGCUUUACUCAACAAAUAACUCACCUAUAUACAUGUUUGUAUAUAUGCAUAUUAUUUAUCUUUGUUCAUGAUCUUAAAAUGCUCUACAGAAUGCGUAGAAUUUCGAAAGAUACUGUCAGAUGGUAUCAUGCAUGCAUAUUACUUUUAUAUCUUUAUAACAAGUCCUUACAAUUUGAUUAGUUAGUGGUCUAAUAAAUUAAUAAAUUAAUAAGUUUAUUUUUGUGGAAAGACCGCGUUUAUUUAUUUUGCUGAAUUGUAGAACUGCAGUCAGUAGAACCAUAGAACUGUAGAACCAUAGAACUAUAGAACCAUAGAACUGUAGAACCAUAGAACUGUAGAACCGUACUGUAGAACUG
Molecule: messenger RNA, 23036 nt
Organism: Paramuricea clavata
Lineage: Eukaryota; Metazoa; Cnidaria; Anthozoa; Malacalcyonacea; Plexauridae
Source: the annotation of a GenBank genome assembly